Molecule: messenger RNA, 1264 nt
Organism: Perognathus longimembris pacificus (Pacific pocket mouse)
Lineage: Eukaryota; Metazoa; Chordata; Mammalia; Rodentia; Heteromyidae
Product: histone H3-like centromeric protein CSE4
Exons: 6
Cellular component (GO): nucleosome
Molecular function (GO): structural constituent of chromatin; protein heterodimerization activity; DNA binding
Source: RefSeq, a predicted model, not a curated record
GCCAAUGGGCGUUCAGCGCGGGCCUUUCAAAUCCCUUGCGCCCAAUCGGAGCAAGGCGUCGCCUAUAAAGUCCGUGGCGGGUGCUGUCGGGCGUCCGUUUCUGUGUUCGCGCUCUUGUUGUGUGCAGUGCAGACGCUGUCGCCAUGGCCCGUACGAAGCAGACGGCGCGCAAGUCGACCGGCGGCAAGGCCCCGCGCAAGCAGCUGGCCACCAAGGCGGCUCGCAAGAGCGCGCCGGCCACGGGCGGCGUGAAGAAGCCGCACCGCUACCGGCCGGGCACCGUGGCCCUGCGCGAGAUCCGGCGCUACCAGAAGUCAACGGAGCUGCUGAUCCGCAAGCUGCCGUUCCAGCGGCUGGUGCGCGAGAUCGCGCAGGACUUCAAGACGGACCUGCGCUUCCAGAGCUCGGCGGUGAUGGCGCUGCAGGAGGCGAGCGAGGCCUACCUGGUGGGGCUGUUCGAGGACACCAACCUGUGCGCCAUCCACGCCAAGCGCGUCACCAUCAUGCCCAAGGACAUCCAGCUGGCCCGCCGCAUCCGCGGGGAUACAGGUGACCGCGUCCCGGAUGACGUUCUCCAGGAACACCUUCAGCACGCCCCGAGUCUCCUCGUAAAUGAGACCCGAAAUCCGCUUGACCCCACCGCGGCGAGCCAGGCGCCGGAUGGCAGGCUUGACAUGUUGACGGCUUCACAGCGGAGCCAAGCUGAGGUUAAAAGGAAAAACAUCUCUGGGGAGAAAACCCGAGGAAGAGAAGUACGACUGCCCGGGAGUCGCUCUCGAAGGGAGUAAGUUAGUCAAGCCAUGGCUCGCACGAAGCAGACGGCGCGCAAGUCGACCGGCGGCAAGGCCCCGCGCAAGCAGCUGGCCACCAAGGCGGCCCGCAAGAGCGCGCCGGCCACGGGCGGCGUGAAGAAGCCGCAUCGCUACCGGCCGGGCACCGUGGCCCUGCGCGAGAUCCGGCGCUACCAGAAGUCAACGGAGCUGCUGAUCCGCAAGCUGCCGUUCCAGCGGCUGGUGCGCGAGAUCGCGCAGGACUUCAAGACGGACCUGCGCUUCCAGAGCUCGGCGGUGAUGGCGCUGCAGGAGGCGAGCGAGGCCUACCUGGUGGGGCUGUUCGAGGACACCAACCUGUGCGCCAUCCACGCCAAGCGCGUCACCAUCAUGCCCAAGGACAUCCAGCUGGCCCGCCGCAUCCGCGGAGAACGGGCCUAAGUAAAGCCACUUGUCCCAAAGCAGUCACUGUAAAGGCUCUUUUCAGAGCCACC